This is a messenger RNA of Pelobates cultripes (western spadefoot toad), 44197 nucleotides long. The record is from the annotation of a GenBank genome assembly. NCBI's taxonomy places the organism in Eukaryota, Metazoa, Chordata, Amphibia, Anura, Pelobatidae.
GGCUGCACAGCAAAGAAAGCUGACAACUGAACUACAACUCCCAGAAACCUAUGCUGUAACGAUAAAAAAAAAUUUGUCCUGGAUUUGAUGGGAUAAACUGAGCAAACGCACAAAAAUCUGAGGUAGAACCCUGAUUGGUUAAAGGAAUGUGCUAGUGUAGUAAGCAGAUUAGAGUGUUCCUCUGGUUUGUUUUUGUUUUGUUUUGUUUAAUCAUUAAGCACCCAUAGAAAAAAGAAGAAAAAAAGUUAAACAUUUCUUAUUUUAGAUCAUCUGAUGAAUGUUUUUGUACUAGUCCAAAGCUUUCCAUAGAGAACACAUUAAAUCCACUCCUAUUUAAGAAAUGUUGUGCAUGCUGAAAUGGAAUAUAAAGUCUUUAAAUGUUAUACGGUCUUUAUAGGUAAGUGUGUCUGUCUGACGGCCACAGAAGACGUACUUUGUGACAAAUAUAAACAUAGCAGUUUCUUACAAAAGGCAAUGUUUAUACUUGUCAGACAGCAGGGACAGGGUCUAUGCACCAAAUCUGCUACAAUAAUAUGUCGUUGUUUUUGGUAGAAGAAGAGCACACUGCAGGCAAUAAAAAGCCUGAGGAAUGUCAAGUGUAUCUGAUAUGUAAUAAAAGUAAUGUUUUUAAAUGUUGUUAUUUUUUAGUCGAUUUUUUAAAAUGCCUUAAAAAGAAUGGAAUGUCUGGUUGCUUUAUGCUUUUGUCUUUUGUUUUCUCACUUUUGGGGAAUUGUGUAGAUAGAUAGAUGGGUAGACAGUCAGAUAGGUAGUUAGAUAGAUAGGUAUGUAGGUAGGCAGGUAGGCAGACAGACAAAUAAAGAGAUUUAAAUGCACACUGAUGUUGAAAAACAAUGAAUACAAGUCAAUACAAAUCUCUUUUGAUUCCAUUGUCCAUUCAACAAGCUUCAAGAAAGGACUCUCAGGUCAAAUUCUUUUUGUAGCAAAUGUACAUUUGUAAUAAUAAUAAAGCAGUCCUUUGAGCAGCCAAAGUGGGAUUCCAUGUAUAGUAUAUCAGUGUUUUAACAUGAGUCCUGUUCAUGAUACACUUCUAUGUUAAUCACUUGGAGUAGCAGUACUGUUUCUAGUUUGUGUUCACAGCUUUAUCCAUUAACAGGGAUUUUCACAAAAUUUCAAUAUAAUUUCAAUAAUUUCAAAAUGAAUUUCAAUUUCAAGAUAAAAAAAAAAAGCCAAGCUAAGAAGGGGGCGUGGCUAGCUGUGCAACGGAUCAGACGUAUCUAAGAAGAGCUCUUGCUCUAUUGUACACCAAUUGACUGUAAAGCCACGGAAAUUGUUAGAUUUACCUGCACGUUUAACAUUCUGAACCCCCCCCAAAGAUGGGGCGAAAACACAGGAAAACUGGCCCCGGCAGAGGGCAUACGCAGGCCAUGACUAAGAUGGCACACGGGAGACCACGAGGCUCCAGAAAGUCUGAAGACUCACAGGAGGAAGAGAGCUCUACUGCCUCGAAGGCUCCAAGUGGAGUAUACCGGAGAACAGACUCUGACACAUAUCCAUCGACAAAGCUCCUGCUCGACCUCCAGGCAAUCUGGAAGGCGGAUCUAGCUGGUGUACAAUCAGAGAUCGGGAGUCUAAACCGACGGGUCGGUGAGGUGGAAUCCCGUGAAGGAGAACAGGAGGGUCAACUGACAGAGACCCGAUCCCAGGUGGCAACACUCACAAGUCCAGCAUCUUACUUGCACAGUUAUUUCUCUAGAAGUGUGGCACAGUUGGAGGAACAUCAGGUUAAAAGGGGCCCAGAAGCUCUACUGGAAUUUGCAAACAAGGUGGCUUGAGUAUUGGGGGUGAAAGGAUACCAGGAAACUGCACCAAUAGCAUCAGCAUUCUGUAUUUGGAAGACCCCGACCACCCCUGCAGAAACACCCAGGGACAUUAUAGCCAUUACCCGAGAUGUUUCUAUUAAAACAGCCAUCCUGGCUUGCUCCAGAAAUCAUCCCACCAUCAAGGUGAAGGACACACCAUUAGGAUCUAUGAUGACUUACCAUUCUUGGCCCUGUUGGACAGAUGGAGAUUUCUACCAGUCACCAAACUGCUAAGGGAACACAGUGUCAGAUACCGAUGGGGAACAUUGGGAACUUUGCUAGUACCCCAUGGAGAUACAGUACUGACUCUAUCAGCGGAGGAAGAUCCAGCAGCCCUUCUGAGUACCAUGGGCCCGCCACUUACGUCACCCGUGAGGUCCAGGGGAGCUGUAGUCCCAACAAAGGGAACACCCAGUUUGGAGACAGAAAUCCAGGGCAGGGUCCACGAACCCCCAUAGAAUGCCCCAUCCAGCUGAGAAUGCCCCUGGCAACCAAAGGGUUUAUACGAAACCCACAUUCUAACUGUUUAAUUACAUACAGCCUGCACAAUUGUUGAAUGAUGUUUUGGUUGACUGUUAUUUUUGUUGACUAUUUUCUUUUCUUUUCUUUUUUUUUAUCCACGAUGGCUAACUACCUAACCAGACGGGGGCACAUGCGGGAAAAAGAGGGGGUACAGAGGAGCAUAUGGGGUUAUGACAGCAGAGUUGUUGGUGAGCGCCUUCUGGGUAUAAAAGUCUUUAUCAUAGGAACCCAGACAGCUGAAUCCUCAGCCUCCCUAUAGUGAGACACCUUACAAAGGAGGGAUAGUUCCACUGGAUCCCUUGGACACAUUAGGCUAACAGGGACCCCAACGCCCCACAUGUCUGAGGCUGCCAAAGGAAUUACAAAUAGACAAUAUGCUUGGGCUGCUGGCCUAUAUGCUCCCCUCAUUACUGUAGGUUGUUGUUUUCAUCAACUAUCUUUUUUGUGGAAUAUAAUUUUGUAUAUGUGGGCCAGAAACCUAUCCUGACAGGGAACAUGGAUGGAUAGGUGAGAGAGUAUGAGGGCGAAUGGGAGUAUUAGAGGCAGUCUUGUCUGUGUGAGCCCCACACACCCUUGCCAAAGAGCCCCAGAUAGGUGAGCAUUAAGUCUCCCUGCAUUUCGACACCUUAAAGAGAUGGGAUUUCCCGGGCGCAGUAGUCUAACAGAGACGAGGGGAAUGCUGAAUACGGCCCAGCCUCUGCUUCAAGCACCAGCAGCAGGUAACUGCUCCUAGAAUUACAACCCACCUUUCAUGGAGUCCCCCUGCGAGGGCGCACUGGGUUCCAACAAGAUGCACGAGACAGUAUGCCAGGGCAGAGUGCAGUGGGAUGGUAACAUGGAAGGGGACGUGAUAGAGGAGUGGGCUUUGGAUUACCCUUAAGGGCUCUGUUGUUUUUUUGGGGGAAGGAAGGGGGUUCACUCGAAUUUAGUUUUUUUGUGUCAUGUACCUGUUUUUAUGCUAUAAUCAGCUGUAUUAUUCCAUGCAAUGUCUGAUAUAUGUCUGCAAUACCAAAAUGUGUGGAAGCAAUCCACAUAAUAAAUAAAGAAUAUUAAAAAAAAAGCCAAACUACACUGUAUCAAUAGUAAUAAUAAGUCCUGAUAGUCAAAGGAUAGGUCUAUCAGAAAAUGUGUAAGAGGGAAUAAGACAGAGAAUAGGAUAAAAGCUCUGAAACUGGAAAAAGUGGGGUUUCAUCAAAUCCCAUAAGUAUUCACAAGUAUAAAAAUAAAGGCAUCCAAGAGCUUAUAACAUGUAACUAAUACAUACUAGAUAUUUAAUAUAUUGACAGAGAAUAAAUGUCAAUAUCUAGUAUCUAUUAGUUACAUGUUAUAAGCUCCUGGAUGCCUUUAUUUUUAUUUUUACACUGUAUCAAUGACUAGAGCGUCUCCUACAUUAUAUCUGGAGUGACUGGAGUUAGGCAAAGCUCUCACCUCCACUGCGCUACACAAGUUGUUCCUCUGACAUGGUACUGGGCAUUGUAGUGAUAAUACUAACCAUUCCAUAUGCGUGACACUGUUAGACUGAACAAGUAUCUGUUUUGUUUUCUUUGUGUUAUACUCUGAAAACAAAAACUGUAAACGUCAUUGUUAGUGCUGCACUUUGACACUGUCAUUGUAAUAUCCCCGAUUACUCACUGUCAGUAUCAUACUUAACAAGUCUUAUGUAUCCUGUGUUCACAAUAACUUCACAAUCUUUGAAAUUAAUUUAAAAAAAAAGAGAGAGAGAGAAUAGCCGAACAGGUCAGCUUUGCUUGAACUUUAACGACCUUAAAUUUGAAAUUCACUUUGAAUUCUUCCUUUAGUGAAUACCCUGUAAGUUCAUUCACUAAACUGUUAAUUAUUAUUUAUAAAGUGCCAACAAUGCUAAAUGAGCCAAGCGUUGAAUAAACCUUUUAAUUUUCAAGUUCAGCUUUUUUUCUAUCACUAUUCAGUGUUUAUCAAAUAAAUAAAUGAGAUGUGACCAUUUGACAACAGAGUUAGAAAAAUUGGUACCAAACACCCAAUUACAAAGGUUCGGACUUUUAUAGAUUUAUAAUUUGUUUGGCCUAAACAUCUUUGUCGACUUUGCAGCAGAGCUCACUGUUUUUAGUAAAUUAUUCCCUAAAAUUCAUAUUGAUUGAGGAGAAACCUAAUCCACAUUGGUUCAAAUUUGAAGUAUAAAUAUAAUUAAUUCUACGUACUUUGUGUAUCAUAUAUAUAUAUAUAUAUAUAUAUAUAUUGUAAAAAAUUAUGUGUUACCACAGAAUGAGAGAGUUCUGCUAUAUAUAAUUGUGUAUUUUCUUUUCCAGGCAUUUUUGUAAACUGUAGUUGCCCUCCAGCUGUACCUUGUACAAGGAAACAGAAAGGUGGUUAUCCUGUAGGAGCAGGGGUGUGGAGUCAGUACACAUUAAAGCCAGAAAGACCCGUCUGACAGGUGUGAAGUCAGUGGAAAUCUGAUCACAGACGUGUAUCAUGGGACCUUCCUGUCUGUCUGAGAAGCUCUAACGAAGCCAGCGACAGAAGCAACCACACAACGGCAAAAGGAAGAUGAGGCGCUCAUUACAUAUCUCUUCCAAAGACAAAGGGGAAAUUGAACUGUGCUAACUAAGGAGGUGCAGGACAAAGCAUGGUAAUCAGCAAAGGACAGACGCUGACGAAAGGUAAGGACAUGAGGAGAUAUACUGGACAGGGACAGGAACUGUGACAAAGCACAAACAAAGUCACUAAGUAACUACAUAAAAUAUACUGCGUUAAGGGAACAAGAAACACAAAUAAUAGACAUAAGGGGCCAAAACGUGUUUACUGGAAAUUGACAGAUCUGUUCAUUAACAAGGUGUUGGCAAUGGCAAACACAAGGAUCAAAUUUGGGUACUCAGCUUAACUCUUUAAUUCUGUUGGCCAUCUGUUACAAACAAGCAAUCCCAAAGCACUUGGAUUUUUGUUUCCAGUAAAGGCUGUGUUUGAUACAUUCUAUCAGCAGCUGAAUGGGACUUGGGUCCUGGUUCAGAUCAGCUGAUUGUGGGAAACAAACACCUCUCACGUUUAGAUCCAACGUGGAGCUAUUUUUCGGAUAUCAACUUAAAACAGCCUUUUACAGUUUUAAAUUUGCAAUCUACUCUGUGAAUAAUGAAUGUCAGGGUUACUCACAACAGAGCAAUCUAUAUUAUCCUGUGUGUUUGCUUUGUAAGGCUGUCACAGCUAUUUACUAAGUUGUGAGAUGUCAGGAUUUUACCAGGGAAUUUCAAAUUUUAUGAUAAAAUCACAGUGGCAACCAUAACUUAAAAAAAAAAAAAAUGGUCUACUUUGGCGGCAAAAAAUUAAAAUUUCCUGAUGAAUUCCUGAUUAACCCUGUGUAUCUAUCGCUCUGGAUCUCAUUGAAAGCUGUGUGGUUUGCAGACAAGCAAUCUGUCGCUAUGAAUAUGUGUGACAAUAUGUCUGUUUCAUUAGUGCUGUUCGAUAAUACAAUUACAGACAUUCCGCAGCAUGUGGUUUGAAGCUACGUUCUGUAUUUAUUGGAGACUAAAUGUUUUAAAGACUGCGUGAGAUCAAGACAGUCGUAAUAAAAAAAAUAAAAAAAUAAAAAAGGUCAGGUCACACAAGGUAAAGUAAAAAAGUAAAUAAAAGAGAGAAAGAGAGAAUAGGGAUAGCAGGUAUUCAAUACCACAAGACUGAAAAUCUGUUUCCUCUCUAACAUGCUACACCAUUUAUUUAUAUAUAUAUAUAUAUAUAUAUAUAUAUAUAUAUAUAUAUAUAUAUAUCUCUGAUGUUACAUGAUUUUUUGAAGUACAUGGUUUUUAUUUGCCGAUAUAUAUUGGUAAUCCAUUCCCAGAUCUGUAUUUAUAUUACAGCUAUUUGUUUAGGUAUGUGUCAUUGGUAACUGAAGUACAUGUAGACAUAUCUGUACCUGCCAAAGUGAAGUGAGUUGAAUAUUGACAUAUAAAUCGUAUUGGUAGUGUGGAAUAUAGGGCAUUUUGCAUCUAUUACUGGUUUGCAGGUGGAAUGUAUUUAUAAAGUUUGCCAUUUAAACUUUAUGCUGUAUAUAAAUGUAUUAAUAUUUUGUGUAAUGAAUGUUUAGUGUAAUAGAAGCAGAAUGAUUGUCUAAUUCUCUUUAGAUAAUGUGGUUAAAUUCUAUCCACUCAAAUGACAUGAUCCAGGUUAAAAAAAAAUUUAGAUUAAAGGGACACUAUAGUCACCCAGACCACUUCAGUUCAAUGAAGUGGCCUGGGUGCCAGGUCCCUCUAGGGUUACCCCUGCCUGCUGUAAACAUAGCAGUUUCAGAGAAAGCCACUAGAGGCGCAUCUGCGAUGCUGGAGGCAUAUUAUGCCUCCACCAAGCAGAGCGUCCAUAGGAAAGCAUAGAAAAAUGCUUUCCUACAGACACUUUGAAUGCGCGCACGGCACUGCCGCGCAUUCCGCUCCGCUGACGUCAGACGAGGGAGCUGACGUCGGCGGGGGAGGAGAGGUAAGGGAGCCCGGCGGUGGAAGAAGGUGAGUAACUGAAGGGGUUUUAACCCCUUCAGCACCACGGGAGGGGGACCCUGAGGGUGGGGGCACCGAUUUGUUUUCCUGACACUAUGGUGAUCCUUUAAAGGAGAUUUCAAACGAUACAUCCAUGGGACUCCUUAUAAAAUCCAGUGGCCGCAGGGCGCAGGGGAGGUGAUUCUUUCUUAUCUCAAGCUGUCCGGCCCAGCGGUUGCCAUCUUCACGCAGCUGUUCUCUUUGUACUCCUAGCUGUGAGUUCUAUUGAGGACCCUAUGAGAAUGUGGGAUCCUCCAUAAACAGAGCCUAACGGCUGCUGGGAUGGGAAAAACGUUGACAACAGUCUUUUGUCAAAAAUCAGGCUUUACCAUAAGACAAAGUAGUCCCUGACGGCUUUGUCUUCAUGGUAUCUUUGGAUUUUGUUGGAAUUCCAAUGAAACUCCAACACAGUGUUAAUAAGUAUUUAAUAAAGCAUAUAUCUUUAUAAAAUACCGAAAAGUUACAGAUCUGCUCUAACUGUCAACAAAAUAUAUGGUGACAUGGCUGCGUGAAUCCUAAGAUAUAUCUACACCAGGUGUGGCCUAUGGUUUGGAAGCCAUGUCAUUAGCCUAAUGACAGAAAUCGUUGAAACCAUGUUAUCAAACAACAUUUACAUUUUGCAACCACAUUUGACAUUUAAUGUGACCUCUGAGAUAAUAAUUUUCUGCCUUUAUUACACAAAAACAGACACACAUAUAUAAAUGUGUGUGUGUGUGUGCGCAUGUAUGUGUGUAUAUGUGUACAAUCCUAUAUAUUUUUCAACUAUUAACUAUAUAAACACUAAAUGUAGAUCCAGCACUCUACCUUUAACGGGACACUAUACUCACCAGUGCAACUACAUGUAUUCCUGACCCUAUAGUGUUAACACGACCAUCUAGCCCCCCUGGGCCCCUUAUGCCUCUAUGAAUAUAGUAAAAAUCUUACUGUAUUCAAGACUGAAGCUGUAAAUCUGCAUGCUGUUAGACUCAGGAAAAACAAGCAGUCUGCUGACAUGUGAUAGCCUGAUCCAAUUACAGUGCUUCCCCAUAGGAAAUGGCUGAGACUGACAAGGAGGCAGAUCAGGGGCAGAGCCAGCAUGAUUAAACACAGCCCUGGCCAACCAGCAUCUCCUCAUAGAGAUGAAUUGAAUCAAUGAAUCUCUAUGAGGAAAGUUCAGUGUCUGCAUGCAGUGGGAGGAGAUACUGAAUCCCAGGAUGCUCGUGCACAGCAGAUCUGAGUGGAUGGAGGCAUAUUAUGCCUCAAUCAACUCAGAAGUCCCUCUGGUUAACUCUGAGUGAUUGCAACUGGAGGUGUUCCUAGCUUUCAAUGUAAGGCUGCAGGGAGCAAUAGUCCUCACCUGAACAACCUCAUUAAGCUGAAGUUGUUCAGGUGACUAUAGUGAAAAUAAACAUUCCGAGGUGCAGAACACUGCAAUUAUAUACAGAAUAGGUGCACUCAAGACUUUUUUGAAGUAUAUAUUUUUAGUGAAACAAAAGUUUACAUCCAAUCGACAUUUUGGCCCCACCUGGGCCUUUUACAAGAUUUAUCUAAUAUAUCUAUAUUAUAUGCUUGCACAUGCAGACCUAAAACAAUAUCCCUAUACAUCCAAGAUAAAACUUGGUAUGUUCUACCCUUAUCACACUUUAUAGAGCAGUUAGCUAAUUUGCAUUUUGUAUUGCUAAUGUAAAAUAUAUUUCUGAUGCUUGAUCCAUUAAAGGACCACUAUAGGCACCCAGACCACUUCAGCUUAAGGGUUAACCCUUUUUUUCUAUAAACAUAGCAGCUUCAGAGAAACUGCUAUGUUAAUAAUAGGGUUAAUCCAGCCUCUAGUGGCUGUCUCUUGACAGCCGCUAGAGGCGCUUGCGUGCUUCUCAAUGUGAUUUUCACAGUGAGAAGACGCCAGCGUCCAUAGGAAAGCAUUGUAAAUGCUUUCCUAUGAGACUGGCUGAAUGCGCCCGCGGCUCUUGCCGCGCAUGCGCAUUCAGGCGAAGAGGAGGAGGAGAGCUCCCCGCCCGGCGCUGGAGAAAGAGGUAAGUUUAAUCCCUUCCUCUCCCCAGAGCCCGGCGGGAGGGGGACCCUGAGGGUGGGGGCACCUUCAGGGCACUAUAGUGCCAGGAAAACGAGUAUGUUUUCCUGGCACUAUAGUGGUCCUUUAAUACACAGUAUGUUACUCUACAAUAGAUUGUUCUUUGCUGAAGUGUUUACUCAUCCAUAGCUCCAUAGCGCUUCCAGCACUAACAUAGUAUCCUGACGCUAUCACUUAUCAACAACAUUGUAUGCUGGACUGAAAUUCUGUCUUCAUAGCUCUGUUAAAAUUAUAGACUGAUCAUUUCUUUGUCAGUUGGCAAACGUUCAAAAUUAGCAGGGGAAAAAAUACUUUUUUCCUCACUGUAAGUAGUCAAACCAUUUUUAAGAAUAGAUUGACUUGUUACCUGGGCUUAGCUCAUUGGCUGAGAGUGAUGCAUCGAUGCGAGAAUGGGAUUAGUGGAGGUAGGGAAUGGUGCCGGUUGAAGCCAGUCAUAGGAGUCAAACCGUUCUGAAAUAGUUUGACUACCUACUAUUGGGGAGGUGCCAGGGCACUCAAAUUCAGUAGUAGUAGUGAUGAUGCUUGGAGUGUUCCUUUAAAAUAUUUUUGACAGCUUGCCUUACCCCUUAAUAGUGCCUAAAACUGACUGUUUUCCAGCAUGCACUUGUCCUCCUGACGGGCUGCUCUGCAUCCUUGUAACUUGUUUUAUAGAAUAAUUGAUGUGUUAAAGUGGAACUUUCACCAUCUGUGGACUUUACAUAAUUUCCAAAGACUCCCAAUGGUGACAUUGCAGCUUGAGGUCCAUUGGCUGUGGGAGACAGGUAAAGGUGAGUUCUACUUACCUGAACCUGUCCUUCACAGAUGCGCCAUCCUCUUUCGGCGGAUAUUUUUCUGCUCCUGGCACUUCAGUGUCAGGAAACAUAAUCACUGCUGUACUCUCAUGCAUAAGUGUAAGUACAGUAUUGAGGUCUAUGGAGGAUUAUGCAAGACCGUGGGAUCCUCCACAGAUAGAGCCGCCGUCACUGGACACAUCUGGGGUACUGACACUUCUUGAUGGUAGCGUCAGGUGUAGGAAAAAUACAUAGGACAAAAUAACCCCUGCUUUGUCUUAUGUAUUUGGCUAGAAAAAUAAAGGCUGAGUAGGAAAAGAAAGAGAUAAGGAAGCGAUUUAAAAAAAAGUAAAUAUGACAUGACAGUGCUACUUUGAUAAGUUUUGGCUCUCCUUUAAAAUGGUAGACAGAAAUCUAUAAUUGAAAUAUCUUAAAAUAUACAAACGCCGAUCUUUUUAUUCAUAUAGCAUUGAGAAUAGAAUAUACAUGCUUGCCAAAUACAGCAUAUAGAAAUUGUCUUUACUUUUCCAUUAGACACUUAAGACAUUGAAUAGUUUAGAACUUUAGAAACGGAUACAUGAUCUGUUUACAUUGUAACAGGAACCUGUUUUCUGCAUAUUACAUGAGACUCUAUUUGCUUACACCUAUAUAUAUAUAUAAGAAACACAAACAUAAAAUAUAUAUGCAUUGACUGUGAUAUAAGUGGCAGCUUUUAUGUUUUCUGUUGCUUAUACUUUACUGCAUUUAUAAAGAUAAUAUAAAUAUCUUAAAAUACUUAAAAGCUAUAUGGAUUUAGAAAAAAGGCUGGGAUAACUGGGAAAUUAGAUAAUCCUAUAUAUUUUCCACUAUUAGCUACUUAACUACGAGUUCACUUCCAGUUAUUUAGUAGAUAUUGUGGAGUCACCGUACAAUUGCUAAAAUACAAGUAAAUCCAUUUUUCCAAGAUGCUGCUGCUGGUUUAAGCCAAAAAAACAGGUGCUGUUGGUUUUUUUGGUUGUUGUUUUUUUUGUUUUAUUUUGCGUAGCUCAAAGCCACAUUGUAACAUUUAAAUGGACCAGUCACCUGCCGAAACAAAACCUUUUUUCUUAAUCUUGUAUAAGCCAUAAACUGUCUGCAUGUGAAUAGCUUUUUAACUUCUGCAAAGGAUUCCCACAACAGGCCAGGGCCAUUGUAAUCCUCACCCUCGGGCCUGUCGUGCUCUGCCAUCCAGGGGACAUGCUGGACCACCAUAGCACCUGGUACGCUUCGUCCAGCCACAGUUCCACACUCAUCCAGGGGCUAUUCUCCAGGAGAGGCAUCCACAGCGCCACCCGAUUCUGCACUCUCUGCUCCGGGCUUGGAAGCCUGCUCCCCUGCAGCUUGGCUUGGGUCCCGUCCCUUCCACCCUGGACCAACACCUGGCACUAUCUCCCAGUGAGAAGACCUCUCCUCCAAGAGAGUAUAACAAUCCAAAGCGUAGUAUAGCAAUUCCUUUCACACAUGAGCCAAGGCUUAAUGCUGGUAAGUAGUCUGUUUAAUGGAAGCACAGUCACAGAAUUUAUACAAGUUACAAACUCCUCCUGAGAGAUAAUUGAGUCAGGAACUGUACUAACUCAUUUAUCUCCAAGUAAAGAAAAAACUAUUUUUUCAGACACCCCAAAAGUACCCCCCAAAACACAUGAAAACCUCACAAAAGGUUACAUCCCCUGAUAGCCCCGAUCUGCAUGACCAUAUCCAAAAAUCACCCAGAUCGGUUCAGGGGUUUUGGGAUUUCUAUGGAAGUCAUAACAAACUACUGAACGUAGGUAGUAGUCCUACUAUGGAGCUUGUUCCCCUUAUCCAGGCGAACGAUUCCACCAAACAGUGCCCUUCUAGGUGGUGUAGAAUCCGAACGCAGGUGAUGAUGGAAGUCUAGCAGUGUUCAGGAGUUUUUGUGUCUGAUUUGACUUCCAUGAAGUCGACGACCAAACACCGCUGCCUGCGUUCAUGCAAACAAGAUGGCCGCCACCUCGUGGUCGUUCAGACGAACAAUUAGAACACUGCGGUUAGAAUCGUUAAGAGGUGAUGAUAGGGCUUAACAAGCUCCCGAGUGGUCCAUAGUUGGUGCGCAUGUACUGUUCCCGAACAGCAUAGGAAAAUAGCACGAACUAAGUCAGGCUUUUGACAGGCUUUUUGCAGGGCCCAUAGUCUUUGGGCAGGAGGCUAGCCAGCAGGCCCCUCCAGAAAAACGUGGCAGAGGCAUUUCUUUUUUAUGGUGCUAGUCCUAAACAUAGCUGAUAUUGCCCUAUUUUACUCAGAGCCUUCAUGCUUGGCGUUCAGGCUCCAGGUGAACUACUGCUGGCCAAGUAUUGUUAAAGAGACACUAUACUCUCCAAAACAACUUUAGCUUAAAUGACCAUUAUAGUGCCAGGAAAACAAACUCUUUGGGUCCCUUUCCUGCCGGGCUGUAGGAGGAGGAAGGGGUUAAACACAUACUCGUCUCCAGCGCCGGGCUCCCUCGGCACUGGGGACUCUCCUCAUCCUGCCGACAUCAUCCGCCAAAUGCACAUGCGCAGUAAGAGCCGCACGCGCAUUCAAUCAGUCCAUAGGAAAGCAUUUCUCAAUGCUUUCCUAUGGACGGCAGCGUCUUCUCACUGUGAAAAUCACAGUGAGAAGCGCGGAAGCGCCUCUAGCGGCUGUCAUUGAGACAGCCACUAGAGGCUGGAUUAACCCUAGUGUAAACAUAGCAGUUUCUCUGAAACUGCUAUGUUUACAGCUGCAGGGUUAACCCUAGAUGGACCUGGCACCCAGACCACUUCAUUGAGCUGAAGUGGUCUGGGUGCCUAUAGUGGUCCUUUAAUGAAGCAGUUUUGGUGUAUAGAUCAUGCCCCUGCAGUCUUCACUACUAGCAGUUUAAGCAAUAUGUUUGCAGUCAGUAUGUUAAUCUGCCAUGUUUAAAUUUGUGUGGAACUCACCCAUAUUGGGAUACUGUGAAAUAGUGGUGGGCUUAACACAAUAUGGCAGUUUGAUGUAACUGAAUCCCCAUAUUUGUUUAAUAAGAUAAUUGAUUUUAAGUAGCCUCAUAAAAUUUAAAACUGUAUUUUUUUUUGUGUGUGUGCGCUGUUUCUUAAUCUGUAUUUUGUAUAUUUAGGUCUUUACGCAACACCACUACUGAGAAGUGUAUGUACUGGGUGUGCUCCCAAUAACCCUUUUAUCUAUUUUUACUGCACGUGGUAAACUGAUAGUCCACUCUAAUUUAUUUAAAAUGCAGAGGUCCAUCAAAUUUUAAGUAAGUCUACUGCUUUUGCCUGAAACACACCUUGUAGUGGACAGAUGACAAUAGAAUAAGCCAACUCAGCCAGAUAAAAAAAAAAGUAACAUUGUCUCCAAAAAUAAAUAAAUAUCUUUAAAAAAUAUAUAGAGCUUGAGUGAAGAUUUGAUGACAUUUGUCCUUUAAAUGCAAUCUUGUACAGGCAUGAAAUACAGCCCCGUCCAUUUUCAUGCCAAGAUAGAUGGGUUAAUUCUAGCCUGAAUUUUUUAAAUCACCUGGUCAAUUCCUGAAUAUUAUUUUACUGAAUAUAAUCAAAUCUGUUUGUGAAAAACAAAAUGUAAUUAGAUUUUAUCAGAGAGGUAAUUGGUUUGUUUCCUUUUUUUAGAAGUGGGCGUUUUUUGGUUAUUUGUUGUUUUUAGAUCUGUCGAGAUCAAUUUAAGAGUUUUAUUCACAAAAUAUCCAUAUUUAAAGGGACACCCCACUGCCCAAAACAAAUCCUGUUUAGUAAAUAUACCCCAAAUUAAAAUAUAUGUGCACUUAAUUAUGGUGUUUUAUUUUUCUUGCUUGGGGUAUAUCUAAACACAGCUUCCAAAAGCUGCAGAACUCCUGUCUUCUGCCUUUGCAAGCCCUCCCCUUCUUCCCCAGCCCAGAUGUUGCAAGGCAAGGCUGUUGCUGCCUCUUCAGUUUAGCUCCACUGAGCUAAACAAACAAGGAAGUAACAUGACCUGUUGUCUGACUGACAGCCACGGAUGUGUAACAAAGUUAAAUUAUAAAAGUGCCAAUUUCUAUGGAAAUCUACACGUUCUAUAAAAUGAAAAAAUAGGACUCACUCUUCACACAUAGAGCAUUUCAGCAAGCUAAAGUACUUUAGGAGUACAAAGUGUCCCUUUAAUAUAAGACCAAGCAUAUUUUUGAAGCUAUGCUAUCUGGUUUUUGAAAUAUGUCUGGAACUAGAUUUUAUUAUUAUGUAUUAUUGUGUUAUUAUUGAUUUAUUAUUACUUAACAUUGUAUUCAUGUCCUGUUGUUGGACUGUAUGCAAACCCAAAAUGCUGUCAUUAUGCCUACGAGCAUAUUGUGCAAAUAACUGUCACACUCCUUUAAAUUGCAUAAUACCAAUCCCAUUGCAUUCUUCACCUUAGCAUUUAGGUGAGGUUGAACCACCGCAAGCAUUUGUGAAAUACCGUUCGUGUGUGAAAAAUGCAAAAAACUUCACUUUUACUGAAAAUAUCAUUGUUGUAAUACAAUUUACCAUUUUAAAACACUAAUAUUUGUGUACAGCGAAGUCUCCCGAGUAAAACAGUAUGCCCCAUGUGCAGGUUUUAUGGUGUCUUGGAAAGUUACAGGGUUAAUUAUAGUGCUUGUGAAUGAAAUUCUCUGCACUUUCUGCCAGGGUUGUCAGGCACGUCAAUCAAAUUUUAAUUAAUACAAUCACAUAUGUAGGUCAAAAGAUUACUUAAAUAUACACAUAGAAUUUUAAUAUAUAUACAUAUAUAUGUAUUUAAAUUCUACGUGUAUACCUAUGUAAUCAUUUAUGUAAUAUAUAUGUUUAUAUAUAUAUAUAUAUAUAUUUGCGAUUAUUCGUAUUUUGUAUAUAGAUAGAUAUAUAGAGAAUGUCAUUCUAAGUGUAUUUUGUUACAUAUAUAUAUGUAUACAUAUUAAUAACAAAAUACAGUUAGAAUGACAUUACAUAUGUAUAUAUAAUUUAUUUUAAUUUUUUUUAAAUAUUUUAUUUAUUUAUUUUCAUUAUUUAUUUAUUUAUUAUUGUAAUUAUAAGUAAAUAUAUACAUAUAAAAAUAUAUAUGUAUUUUAUAUAUAUAUAUAUUUAAAAUAUAUAUGUAUUUUAUAUAUAUAUAUAUAUAUAUAUAUAUAUAUAAAUAUAUCGUAUGUAUGUAACUUCAUUCUAAGUGUAUUGUAAUACUAAAAUAUGUUAUUAUAUUAACAUUAAAAUACACUAGUAUGACGUUACAUUUAUAUAUAUAAGAUGUGUAUAUAUAUAUAUAAUAUAUAUAUAUAUAUAUAUAUAUUAUAUAUAUACAUAUAUAUAUAUAUAUAUACUUUUAUUUUAUUUUAAACAUGUUUAAUUUUUUUUAUACUUCCCACCAGCAGGUGAACUGUCUGACAGCCCAGACAGUCCCCCUGCUGGCAGAUCCACAGCCAGCUUUAGGGGGCCAUGUGAUCUCUCUUUGAGAGCAGUCACAUGGCCCCUGGGGGCCUGAUUUGCCAUGGGAGGACUGCCUGGGCUGUCAGGCAGUCCUCCCAAAGAGGAUUGCGACGGAGGUAAGUACCGCGGUCCUCCAGGGGCUGAAAGUCUUUACGGCGUUCUAUGCCGCCGCAACGGCUUUAAAGCCCAUCAGCAGGUGAUACCCCUCUAGACACUGGGAGCACAGGGUCCAUGUCUGGAUUACCUUUUUAACUUGGGGAGAGACAAAUAAGUGCAUAAAAAACCCCCCAAAGAAUAUGAGAACAUUGUGAAUAGACAAAAGUUUAAAGAGACUCAGUAGCUAGCCCUUUUGUAAAUCUCCACUCAGGUCUCAAAAAAUGUUUUUACUCACUUUUGCCAUUACAGAGAAAACAAGUUCCAUAGCAUUUUAGACUGAUCCCAUGAAUAAGGACAGUCCAGAACUGAAAUGCCAGCAACUUUUGUCUGCACAAGAGAUAGAGCAACCCCGGAUGAUCGUUUUCACCUUCUUUGGGCCUCGUCAGUGAGUUGUAGCUGAUAUCCCUCUAUGUACAGUGGGCACAGGGUCCCCAUCUGUAAUACCCUUUUAACUUGGGGAGAGCAAAGUUAGUGCAACAAAAACAAACAAUAUGAGAACUCUGAGAAUGGCUAAAAGCUUAGAGAAACCUAGUAGCUUACCCUUCGGUAAAUCCCCACUUAGGUCUCAAAAAGGUUUUGCUUCCUUGUGCCAUUACAGAGAGUAUCAGCUCUAAGGCUUAUCAGAUCGUCUAUAAGGGCAGUCCAGAAACCGAAAUGCCAGCAAGUUCUGCACGAGAUAUUCAGCAACCUCGGACGAUUGUUUUGACCUUCUAUGGGCCUUGUCAAUACUUAAAUGUUGUUGCUUUCUGUUUAAAAAAAACAAACAAAGUAAACCAUUGUCUUAAAAUGAUUAUGAAGAUUAUGAAAAUAGGAGAGGGAUAGAAACAGAAUAUCGAGUUGCUAUUAGAGGCUGGGGGGUAACCCAUGAUGAAUAAUAGUUCCAAAUAGAGAGAAAGAAAGAGAAAUACAGAGAAGCCUAAGGGAUACAAUGUGUCAGUCCCACGGGCUUCUGAUAUAUAGAUAGCAACCCUAGAAUAAAACCCAACUUUUAAUAGGUAGUCUUAAAAAUACAACCAAUAUAUACACAAUAGGAAAGGAAAACAGCCACAGGCUGUAUAAAUCGAAACAAACCUAUGGACAGAAUAACGGACUGAUAAACAAGGGGAGAAAAAAGAAAAGGAAAAAACUACAUAUGGAGUCUAGUAUACCACCUAGACUGAAUAAAUGAAUGGAGUUGUUAGUAGUGCAGGGAUAGUAGACACUGGAUACAAAAUAGCCAAAAUCUCCAGAAUGAGGGGUCUCCCUGCUUCUAACUGCCAAUGUAAUGCUACUGAGUCAAAUCCCCUGAGUCCCAUAAGUCCGCUGUCCACUAAGUAAGAAAAUAAAUAAAUCAAAUAACAUGUUGAAAAAAAUUCGCUAGUAAGAUACAAAGAAAGAAUAAGUAAAAAAUAAAUAAACAUAAAGGGUGGUCGAUGUGGAGCUAAAAAAAAGUAUAUCACAGCUGCAGCAUCGUCCCUGUCUAUCUCCACCACCCUCUAUGAUAACUAGUCCCGAUGCGCGUUUCGCCUGAACUGGCUCUUCAAAGGGACUACCUAUUAAAAGUUAGGUUUUAUUCUAGGGUUGCUAUCUAUACAUCAGAAGCCCGUGGGACUGACACAUUGUAUCCCUUAGGCUUCUCUGUAUUUCUCUUUCUUUCUCUCUAUUUGGAACUAUUGUCUUAAAAUGCCACUGUCAGUGUAUCCCACUGUCAAUGUAAAACCUCUUCAGCAAAAAUGAUACAUUUGUAAAAAAAUAAAUUAAACUCUAUGUUUGUUGGUUAUGAUUGGUUUCUGUAACAACUGGUGACUGACUGCAGUACUUUGUUAAAGGGACACUAUAGUCGCCUGAACAACUUUAGCUUAAUGAAGCAGUUUUGGUGUAUAGAACAUGCCCCUGCAGCCUCACUGCUCAAUCCUCUGCUAUUUAGGAGUUAAAUCCCUUUGUUUAUGAACCCUAGUCACACCUCCCUGCAUGUGACUUGCAAAGCCUUCCAUAAACACUUCCUGUAAAGAGAGCCCUAUUUAGGCUUUCUUUAUUGCAAGUUCUGUUUAAUUAAGAUUUUCCCCUGCUAUGCCAAUAGCUUGCAAGACCCUGCAAGAGCCUCCUGUAUGUGAUUAAAGUUUAAUUUAGAGAUUGAGAUACAAUUAUUUAAGGUAAAUUACAUCUGUUUGAAAGUGAAACCAGUUUUUUUUUCAUGCAGGCUCUGUCAAUCAUAGCCAGGGGAGGUGUGGCUAGGGCUGCAUAAACAGAAACAAAGUGAUUUAACUCCUAAAUGACAGUGAAUUGAGCAGUGAAAUUGCAGGGGAAUGAUCUAUACACUAAAACUGCUUUAUUUAGCUAAAGUAAUUUAGGUGACUAUAGUGUUCCUUUAAAUCAGGAUUUGUGGUGAGUGGAGCUAAACAUUUAGAACCAUAUAGCAGGUAGGAAAUAUUGACUGCAGAUUUUGCUAUGUUUGCCAAAAUGUUGCAAUUCGGUCCAUGUUGAAAUAUUGCAGUAGUGAAAAUAGAUAAAGAUGGGAGUCAGAUGGAAGUCAUAUCUAUGCCUUUGUAAGGCUAACUUGAGGCCAUGCUGAUCCAUUACUUUAAAAACUAUCACAUUUUACAAAUAUGUGCUUAUCCCAUUUUAACCUGUUUUGUAUGCAGUGUUUGUUACUGAAUCUGCAAUACAUUAUUAAAUACUAAACUUGUUUUUCCUUUAAGUUCUUUAUUUAUGCUGUGCAUGAAGUACAGAAUAUGCCUACAACGCAACAACAGCAUGCAUAGGCACAGUAAAUUCAAACAAUUAGAUACAUGUGUGGCAUAAGAAACAUAGCACAUUUUUGAUUUGUAACAGUGGUCUGGUUAAGUUUGUCAGUCAUGUCUAAGAGCAUAAUAAUACAAAGGCUGCGUCAAAGCUGGGAAGAAAUUAGACAUGAUGAUUGUUAGUUAUAGUCAGAUGUCAGAGAUAUGUCAGCAGUUGGGUGACUUUACAAUAGAGAUUCAUCAGGCUCGCAUGCUGACACUAUGGGUGAUCAAAAUAAUAUGGUCAAGAUUGGCAUGCUAAAAAUAUGUCAAAAGAUCCUCGAUAGAGGAAAGCAGCCUCUUCAAGCUUGGAGAGUCCUGCCGUGUUGUCAGGCUGAAUAAUGAGGGUUCAAGUUUCUGUAAAGUAGGUAAUAAUUACGAUUUUGCACGAAGCUCUUGCCGUGUGUGGCUGCUCCGCUAGGCAGUCAGGCCCCUCCUCCCCACUAAACUUAUUUUAAAGGAAAACUUUAACGUUAAAAAUAUAUUUGUUUGGGGGGCGUGUCUUGGCCACCAUCUUAGAUGGCCACGUUAUAGAGAGGCUCCUGGAUAAGGGGGACAACUUUGUACCAAAAGUGCCAAUUUUAAUUUGAAUGGAACAAUUUUGAGUGAAGAUACAAGAAGCAAUAUCAGCACUGAUCAUGCAGAAACAAAAGAAAAAUGAAAAAUCCGUUCCUGGGACGAAGAAAAUGGAAGCAGGAGCGGCUGGGGUGAGUAAGGGUUCCCAGGCUCGCUCCCCUGCUUCCAAACCCGCCUCGCGGCUUGUUUCGCCGCUUAAACUUUCGUUGGUGGCGUCGGGGAAAUCCCUCCCUACCUCCCUCCCGGUCUCCCUCCCCAGAACUUAUGCUUGUGCGGCCGCGACCCGUCCGCAACUUCCUGAGGGCGGCGGGACCGCGACCGCACUAGCCGGCACUCCUGUGUGCGGCUCAGAGUGCUCCGAGCACUCGGCAUGCUCGGAGCACAGUGCUGUGUCUCCCGCGAGCGGCAAGGACCUCCCUGCAAGCCGCUCGCGGUCUCACUCCAGGGCAGCCCGGUCGCUCACUUACAAAAGCGACCGGGCUGCUAGUAAAGGGGAGGGCAGUGUGAGGUCACGCUCCCCGUCGGGAUCCUCAGCCUCCAGGCUGUCGGUCCCGGCGGGGGGGGCCUCUGCUGUCCGACCCAAAGUAUUUAAAGGGGCAGCAAGGGCUACAAUAAGCCCAGAUGAUAAUUCAAUGGAAAUAGGGGCUGAAGUGCUCAAAAAAAGUGCCUUCUCUGCACUACCACAGAGAACACGUUAUGUUGCCACAACAAAGAUGGCUGACAGUCCGGAUACUGUAUUUUCCACUUCCAAGAUGGCCGCUGCCACCUCCAAUAUGGCUACUACCACAUUUAAAGCUGCGACCUAUAAUCCUAAUAUGCCACUUGAAUUGGCAGCAGACCUGCCACCGUCAGCUGGCAUGAUAAUUCAACUUAUCAAAGAUUUGAGAGUUGAUUUGAAAAAUGACUUUAAAAAUGACUUUGACACAUUAUAUGGAGCCAUGGAGGGCAUUAAUCAGCGUACAGAAAUAAUAGAGAAUAAAUUGCACUCUCAAGAGCAAUCUCAUCUGGAUCUGGUUGAAACCGUAAAAGAGCUCCAAAAGCAAGUGCACCAACAAGCAGAAAAGCUUGCCGACGCUGAAGAUAGAAGUAGGCGUAAUAACCUAAGGAUCAGGGGGAUCCCAGAUAAUAUCGACUCCCAGGAUUUACAAAGCUAUUUCCAGACAAUGGUGAAGUCAGCUCUACCAAACGCAAAAAAUACGGAUUUAUUACUGGAUCGCAUUCAUAGAUUGCCCAAACCCAGCAAUGCUCCUCCAGCUGCACCCAAAGACGUGAUAGUGAGAUUCCACUACUAUCACAUUAAAGAAGAAUUUCUAGGUGCAGUACGCACGUCAGGUCUCGCAGGAGAUUACAGCAGCAUGAAGGUCUUUCAAGACUUUUCUGCUCAAACAAUGAAGCGACGCAGGGAAUUUCAACUUUUUACUGCGGAGCUAAGACGAAGAGGGAUAAGAUAUAGAUGGGGAUUCCCGGUUAAAGUCCUUUUCCGCAUGGAUGGUCGGAAUUUUAUAGUCACGUCGCCUGAAGAAGGAAUGGAACUCAUCAAUACUAUGAAUGGACGUCAGGUUUCGCCUCAUAGACUCUCGCCAUCUACUCCUGUUCAGGCCAGCAAGAGAAGCAAAUCGGACACCUCCUGAGAUCCCAGCCCAAAGAGGCAUAGUUUUCCUUUUCUAUGGUCAUCAUCGAGUCCUGCUCCAGUCCGGCGAUUUAUCGGGAUUACUUUGAAUUUUGAUUUGUUUCUCCUUUUUAUGACAGACUUCUGAGUUCUUCCACUAACGGUUAUUUGUCCUGUGCCUUUUCGGUUUAUUUUAGAAACCGAUCUUUCUAUUUAAAACUUUCUAAACUUAUACAAUCAAAAUAUUUUUUAUUUAAUUAAUUUUUUUUUUUAUAUAAUUUCAUAUUUAUUUAAUUUUAUAAUUUUUUUUAAUUUUUUUUUUUUUUUUAUUGUUCUGUGCUUUUUACCUUUUCAAUUGUCAUACUUGAAAAGUUGCUUUUUGAUUUUUACUACCUAUAUUAGCUCCCCCUGCACCCGGUAGCCUUCUCUCCCCCCAACCUGGGCCUAACACCCUGAGAUGGAGAAACUUUUUUUGUUCUCCCUCAUGGCCCUCUUUCACUGUUUUUGUUUUACCCCUGAUAGGGGUAUAUAUCCAAGUUUUUUGUUCCCCUUUUUUAUUCUUUUAUAUUUUUUGUCCAUUCAUCAUUUAAAGUUCAGUAGAAAUGUUUUUAGACCACGAAACACUGCAAUGCUUCAUACAAAAAUGCAUAAUACAUGGCAUCUGCAAAUUGUAAACAUCUGUUUACUCAUUAUUCCUGUACACACAAGUACACAGCUUGAGUUUGCUUUAAUAGCUUUGUUGGACUUGCAUGUUUCUCUCUUGGAAGGUGGUGGCUGGGACUCUCACAAGAUUGAAUGUUCCUUUACCCUUUAUCAGGUAUAUAAACCAUGGUCUUAAAAUAUAUGUCAUUUAAUGUGAGAGGCCUGAACACCGCCCACAAGAGACGAUUAUUAUUCAAAGAAGCAAAAUCCAACAAAUCAGAUGUGCUUUGUGUACAGGAAACACAUUUUAAAGAUGAUAAAGACCAUAAAAUCAUGUCAAAGCUUUUCCCAGUUCAAUACCAUUGCACUUAUAAAUCCAAGUCUAGAGGUACAUCGAUUUUUUUUCACAGGAAUGUAGCAUGCUUGACAAACAAAGUUAUAAAGGAUGAUGACGGGAGGUAUUUAAUAUGGAUAGGAUCACUUAAUACUAUUGAAUAUACUAUUGUGAACAUGUAUUUUCCAAACACCGGUCAGUUGCAGUUUUUUAGGAAAUUGAUGGACUUAGUGAAUGAGAAUGUGAGAGGCAACUUGGUAAUGUGUGGUGACACGAAUUUUGUGAUGGAUGGAGAGUUGGAUAACGCUAGGGAAGACCGUGAUCGACAGCUUAGAGGGGACAGUGACAGAUUAGCGUAUAAAUGUUCCAGAUAUAUGAUUGAAUGUGGCUUAUACGAUCCUUGGAGAUUGUUGCAUGAGAAUGAAAGAGAUUUUACGUAUUAUUCUGUCUCUAAAAAUAUGUAUUCCAGGCUGGACCGGUUUAUGGUCCAGGGUGCUUUAAUUCCGCACAUCUUGAAAUCUGAUAUCUUAAACAUCAACUGGUCCGACCAUGCUCCAAUCAUAAUGCAUAUUGACGAAAUUGUCUCAUCAGCCCCUAACAGAACUUGGAAAUUAGGUGAUUAUUUGUUAAAUGAUGUUGUGAACAAGUCACUGACGGAGAAAGCUUUGUGUGAUUAUUUUUCAGAGAAUGCCUCGCCCGAGGUUCCUGACGAGGUGACUUGGAAUGCGCAUAAGGCUGUGUUAAGAGGUCAUUUUAUUUCUAGAGCGUCUUACCUGAAGAGAAUUAAUAGCAAUAAUUUAAGAACAUUGGAAAAAGAACUGUAUAAUUUGAACCAAGCUAAUAAAUUUGGUCCAUCGCCCUCCCUAUCAGCAAUGAUAGGAGAAAUUAAGGCUAAAAUCAACAAAAUUAAUUUAGAUCGUACAUCUCUAUGGUGAGACGUCUCAGGAAAACAUUUUACUUAAAAGGUAACAGGGCCUCAACUCUUUUGGCAUCCAAACUCCGGCAUGUGAAUGCCCAAUCAAAAAUAGCAUAUUUAAUUGAUGAUCAGGGGCAAAAAGUGUUUCAUCCAACUAGAAUUAGUGAUAUGUUCGCAGAGUAUUAUAGUAAACUUUAUAAUUUAGAAUGUAAUUUGGACCCCCCCCAGCCUUCUACAACAAUAAUUGAUAAAUUCUUAGACAGAGUGUCAUUGCCUCGGCUUUCUCCAGUACAUUUAGAAAGCUUAGAAUGUGAAAUAUCAGCAGCAGAGAUAGCUGAGGCAAUUAAACUUAUGCCAUCUGGAAAAGCCCCUGGUCCCGACGGAUUAACUAUUUUAUAUUAUAAAACUUUUCCAGAAAUUUUAAUUCCCCAUAUGACUAAAUUGUUCAAUUCCUAUAAGUCCGAGGGAAAGAUGCCAGAGGAGUCCUUGUGCGCACGAAUAGUCACUUUGCCAAAGCCAGGGAAAACUCCCGAUAGAUGCCCUAACUUUAGGCCCAUUUCUCUGAUUAAUAAUGACUCAAAGAUUUAUUCUAAAGUUCUCGCUAAUAGAUUAACCAAACUAAUCCCAUUGUUAAUUAAUAAAGAUCAAGUAGGUUUUGUGCAGAAUAGACAGGCGCCAGAUGGAACUAGAAGAUUCAUAAACUUGAUUCAGCACAUCAAUAUGACCAAAACGCCUUCUUUGCUUCUAUCUCUUGACGCUGAAAAAGCGUUUGACAGGAUACAUUGGGGAUAUUUAUGGAGAACAUUGGAUAGGUUCAACAUACCAUCAUCAUUUAUCACAGCAAUUAAGGCGUUAUAUUGUGCACCCUCCGCCCAUGUCUCAGCUUCUGGCUUCACAUCCAAAACUUUUUCCCUAACUAACGGGACGAGACAGGGGUGCCCUUUAUCUCCAAUUUUGUUUGUUUUAGCGAUAGAACCCCUGGCAGAACUGAUUAGGACAACCCCACAAAUUGUAGGAAUUGCAGUUAAAGAAUCCGUUCACAAAAUUGGUUUGUUUGCAGAUGAUAUAAUCCUAUCUAUCAAAAACCCAAAAGAAUCUUUGAGACACCUUAAGGAUAUUUUAACUCAAUUCGGUGAGAUAUCGUAUUACAAAUUAAAUGAGUCCAAAACUCAAGCCCUUCCGUUUCAUUUAAACAAUUUGGAAACCAUUGCCCUUAAGAAAUCAUAUUUAUUUGAUUGGAGAACUGAAUAUAUGGAAUAUCUUGGCAUUAAUUUAUGCAAAAAUUUGGUCAAUAUGCACAAUCAUAACCUGAGGAAAGCAUGGUCAGACCUACAAAAAGAGAUGGAGAGAUGGGGUGGGAUGGAGCUCUCAUGGCUGGGGAGGGUCGCAUCUAUUAAAAUGACGAUACUCCCCAAAAUUUUAUAUUUUUUUAGGACCAUUCCUCUGUCCAUUCCAUUAUCAUUUUUUAAUAAAGUUCAUUCGACAAUGUUGAAAUUUAUAUGGGGGAACAAGCCUGCCCGAGUGAGGCUCACUUCCCUGCAGCACCAUAAAUUGAACGGAGGUAUCGGUGUCCCCGAUAUCCGCAAAUAUUAUUUCGCCACUAAUGCUGCAGUGGUUGUGAGCUUUAACAACCAGGAUGAUAAACCCAGAUGGAUGGAGAUAGAGGAAUCAAAAAUUUCACCGGUUAGACUAUCAGAAUUACCUUGGUUAAAUCCUAAGAAAAGACCUGGAAUUACAAAAUUAUUUUUAUCCACUAGGACUACGCUUAAGGCCUGGGACAUUGUUUUUAAAAAUGACCAGUCUCCCAGUUUAUAUAGAGCAAUGCCUAUUGAAUUAUUGAAAGAUCAUAUACCAUCCUUAAAAAUAGAAUUAUUGAAGGAUUGCUCUAUAACUAAUCUGGACAAUUUUUUUUAUGGCAAUGCUAUUCUUUCUUUGGAAAAAUUGAAGCUUAAGUAUGGAUUGUCGAAUGCAUGUGAACUGGAAUGUAUGAUAAUCAUUGAUAAAUUGAAAGAACUAUACCAGGUACCUGAAACCGAUAAAAAUUAUAAAUCACUUGAGAUAUCUCCUUUAGAGAAAGUUAUUUUAUACAGCCCCGCUAGUAAAGGUAUGAUAUCCUUAUGUUACUUAUCUCAUAAUGCCAAGCCCUUAAUUAAAUUAAAACAUAUGCUGUCAUGGGAGACGGAGUUGGGUGCCCAGUACGAUUUAGAAGAAUGGUUCGGUUUCUUUACAGGUUUAAAAGGUAUUUCGUAUUGCACCGACCAUUUUGAAAAUCAUUAUAAAAUCUUAUAUCGCUGGUACCUGGCUCCGUCUAGAUUACAUAACAUGAACAAUAUGUAUUCUGACCGGUGUUGGAGAGACUGUGGGGGAGUGGGCAAUAUGGCUCAUAUCUGGUGGUUUUGCCCCAAGUUAAUUAAUUAUUGGAAAAUGAUCCACGAUCUGAUUAUUAAAGUGAACGGAACCAUUAGUAUCUUAACCUCGGAACUAGCCUUAUUUAAAAAACUCCCGGAGUCUGUUAAUAGAUCAGAUAAAAUAAUCAUAGGCCACAUUCUGAUCGCUGCUACAUCCUGUUUACCUAGACAUUGGAAGUCUCAAAAUGUGCCAUCUCUCAGAGAAGUUUUUAAUUUGAUUUUAGAAAAUAAGGCACAUGAACUAUCACACAGAGCCAAUAUGCAUGGUUUCCCAAUACUAAAAUACAACUGGGAUAAAUGGGAAGAAAAAAAUCAAAACAGUUUAUGGUCUUUGAUAUAUUUAUUGUUAAAGUGCAUUGUUGUAAAACAUUUUUCCUUUUGCCUUCUACUUUAAUAUGUUUAUUUCAUUGAUGGAUGGAUACCCCUUCCCAUUUCCAUGUUACCCCUCCUUUCCUACCCUUAAUACAAUGUUUGUAUUAUUAUCAUUUGUUAUACAAAAAAAAACUUUAAUAAAAAUUAUUUGAAAAAAAAAAUAUAUAUUUGUUUUAGAAUCAGGACCCAUAAUUGUCACGAUCUUCCAAUCCAAUGCUUGUCUAAGAAUUAUUAGCUGUAUUUGGCGUCUUCAUUAACAGUAGCCAGUGAAGAAGUCAUUAACAUUUACUAACCUUACAAAACUACCAACACUAAAAUGAUCCGUUAAUUUUAUGUUAGUAAACACAUUAAAACUAUCAUGGGAUACAAGAUGAAAAUCAGAAAAUGUUAUUGAUCUACUAUUGACAGAGGAUUGUAAGAAACCAUUAUUUUUGAAAUAUUACAGUUCUUAACUAUGGACCAUUUUAUCUAAAUACAAGUGAAUAUUAUGUUUUGUUUUGUUAUAAUUUUCUUGUAGAUAGCUUUUUUUUUUUCUUUUCUUUUUUUUACUGACAGGGGUUAAGAAAAAGACAGUGAUAUAAACAUGUAUGCUAUUGGUAUGUGGGAAUAUAACAGGCAUGUGUACGCAGUAUCCCAAUUUUUCUGUGGUGAAGUAAUUCCACCUUGUAUAUAUUUUUAAACUCCCUUUUCCAUAACUAUUUUAAGGUACUGGAGCCGUUGACUCAAGAGGUGAGAAAUGGAAGGAGGACAUUUCCGUGGACCCUCUCGUACCUUGCUGAAUUGCUCGAGUGAUGACCAGCUUUGCCGUAAGCAUAUUCAUUGUGCUCAGUUCAGAAACCUGUUAAUAAAGCAAGCAUUUUGUUAAAGGACCACUCUAGGCACCCAGACCACUUCAGCUUAAUUAGGUGGUCUGGGUGCCAGGUCCCUCUAGGAUUAACCCUUUUUUUUUUUAUAAACAUAGCAGUUUCAAAGAAACUGCUAUGUUUAUAAAUGGGUUAAUCCAGCCUCUAAAGCCUCUAGUGGCUGUCUCAUUGACAGCCGCUAGAGGCGUUUGCGUGAUUCUCACUGUGAAAAUCAGUGAGAAGACACAAGCGUCUAUAGACUGGCUGAAUGCGCGCGCAGCACACCCUCAGGGCACUAUAGUGCCAGGAAAACGAGUAUGUUUUACUGGCACUAUAGUGGUCCUUUAAGUUUUACAGGUCUAAUUAUUUUUCACGUGCCAGGUCACAUUUGAGCAUACAGUAUACUCACUGCCCUUCUUGCAAGAUCUCCAUACAUGAGCUUAAAAGAACUUUGGGUUGUUAUUUCAUUACAAGGGAAUGCAGACCCUGGCCUGCUAAAAAUCAUUGUAGUCUAGAUGGCUAAAUAUUACAAUAUCAUUUUUUAAUAGGUGGCUGUUGCCUGUUUAGUGACAGUUUAUAUUUUAAGUACAUGCAAUAACAAUUAUUUAGGCACAAUUAAAUAUACCUUAUUGAUUUUAAAGGAAUUUUGUCAUUAUAACAACUUCUUCUUCUCAUUGAAGUUGUUAUGGUGCCCAGAGUCCCACAGCACAGUCUUCCCUUUGAGUGUUGAACCCUUCUCAAACUGAUUCGAUACUAAACAUGAGUGCCUAGGCACAAGUCUCUCCCUCUGACACGCUCAGUCUAUCACAGGCUGGCAAGUAUGAGUAAAUGACAGAAUUGCAUAUUUAUCUGCUCACCUUGUGUGAAUACUGAUAAGCUGACAUUCUUAGCCAAUCACUGGCACCUCCUCACUAAUUAUGCUAAUGCUUACACACUAGCCUGCGCAACGAAAGAUAUCGGCACCUGAAGGCACAUCUUUAGUGUUAACCUGUUUGAGAUUGGUUUACCAUUUAAAACUAGGGGACUCCAGGCACCAUUACAAUGUAAUUGUAAUGAAGUUGUUAUGGUGCCUGAAGGAUUUAAAACCUCAAAUCCUCUUCCACAUUUUCUUAUAGCGACACAAUCUAAAUUAUUACAAAAUAUUUAUUAUUAAAUGAAUAAAAUCCUCUUCUAUAUUUUGAAGAUUAAAGGAGCACUAUAAGUCCAGCGUCUUACAGUGAAAAACGCGGAAGCACCUCUAGCGGCUGUCAAUGAGACAGCCAGUAGAGGCUGGAUUAACCCUCAGUGAAACAUAGCAGUUUCGCUGAAACUGCUAUGUUAUCAGCUGCAGGGUUAAAACUAGAGGAUCCUGGCACCCAAACCACUUAAUUGAGCUGAAGUGGUCUGGUGCCUAUAGUGGUCCUUUAAGAAAAAAAAAGUUACCCAUUUUUUUGUUUUAUGAAAAAUGAUUCUUGCCUACAGGUGGCUUCUUGGAGCAGGGGAUUCAGAAUAAAUUGUUACACACCAGUACAAAACAAAAUUACCUACUUAAUUGCUGGUCUAAUGAAUAACCAUAUCUGUGAUAGUGCAUGUCCAUUUGAUUGUUUAUAGUAUCCCUUUGGAAUCCUGUCAAUAGGAGAUUGCUACUCUGAUUGGGGAUUAGUGCCUUUAUUAAAUAGAAUCUGAGCAAUGUGAGAGUUUGCAAUUUUAUUUUAUUCUGGAGUACUAUGUAUUUAUAAAUAUCAAUAUAUUUUUUCCAGAACACAACUAUUCUAAGCCAUGAAUGCCAACAGUAGUAGCAAGAUAUUUUUAUAAUUGAACAAGCUAGCUUAUUGUAGCAAAGUAAAAUCAUUUUCUCAUGUCUGUAGGUGUCCAAACAUAUGAGCCUGAGGUGAUUAUCGUUCCCGUGUUAUUUGUUGGAGUCAGUGUGAUUCUGUUAGCAGCUAUAUUUUGUCUACAGUACCGAGCACGGAAACAACGAGAUCAUGAGAAACAAGGUAUGUUCUUUAAUCAUCCAUUUACCUCGUCUGAAACCAAUUCCACAUGUGAAAAUUCUCCCUUAUAAUUGACAGAGGUGCAAUCCAAUUAAAGUGUGUUUGACAUCUCAAAUGCAUGCUUUUCACUAAUAUCCAAAUAAUACAGAAGGUUUGUAUGUGCCAGUGAACAUUGAUUGUUAUGACACAGAGCCUGUAUACAUCUGUGCACUCAAUAAACUAUACAAGAAUGAAUGGGAGUGGCUUACAUAUACAAAAUGCAGGUGUCAUUGUCUUUAACUGAAGUCAGUGAAGGGUUGUAUGGCUGUACUGCGCAUGCAUUAGUCUAUAUCAUUAACUUGUAUGGGGAGACAAUACACAGCUUACAUGUGAAUAUUUAUCAAGGCCUGUGUCUAAGCCAAGAUCAUUGGUCACUGUAUGUGCAGUAAAAUGUGUGUAUAUGGUCAAGUGCCUACAUGACUCAUAUUAAUUAGGAAAAAGUACCAACCAACCCCUUCAUUUAAACAUGUGAAAUGAGGUAUGAUUUAAUAGGUGAGCUUGUGCUUAACAUCUUCUCUGACUAAGUAGGACUCCCUCCCCCUACCUCCCAUUAAAGGGACACUAUAGGCAUUUAGACCACUUCAGCUCAUUGAAGUGGUCUGGGUACAUAGCCCUAGGUCCCUUAAUACUGGAAAGAUAAUUAUUGCAGUUUUUAAUAAAAUGCAUUAAUUACCUUUGAGGGUUAACUCCACCUCUAGUGGCUGUCUAUCAGACAGCCACUAGUGGGACUUCCAGGUGGUAAGGCGACUUCUGGUCGCCUAAGUGUCACUAGACGUCUUCACGCUAUGCAUGAGGACAUCCAGCAUCAUGUAAAGCCAUAUAGGAAAGCAUUAUACAUGCUUUCCUAUAGGGAAAAUACUAAUACAAGCGCAGCCAUUGCCACACAUGCGCAUUAGGUCACCCCCGCUGGCUGACGUUACUGGGGAAGGAGUGGAGGCAGAGCCAGAGGGACAUUGGCGCUGGACUCAGUUAAGUGACAGAAGGGGUUUUGCGCUAUAGUUUCCCUUUAACUACAAUGUAAAGGGGUUCCCCAAAACUCUUAAUCUAGUGACCUGGAGAGUCCUGGAAUAAAAUACAUCAAAACCUUUAUGGUUCUUCUAUACAUGUUCUAUCUAUAUUUUGGCUUGGGGGUAUAUAUCUUCCAAAAACAGAAAAUAUAUUUUCCUACUAAUUAAAUUCAACUUCACCUCCUGCCAUCUAAAUCAGGCACCUGUGAAAGAUUAAAAAUACAUAAAAAAAUAUUCAAUGCAGCUUUCAAACAAUUUACAGAAACUAUCUGCAAUCAUGGAUUUGUGAGAAAAUUAAAGUUCGGCUUUAACACUAAGGUUCACAUCCGCUUUCUGUAAAGACAGCAGGUAAAUGUCUUUGUUCGUGACUCAAUAUCACAUUGAAAUCCCAGAAUUUCACCCUAAACUGACAAAUGUUGUGUUAAUUCACAUGCCAUUCAGAGUUUCCUAAAUGUCAAAAUGUUUAAGUGAAGGGUUUUGGAGAUUCACGGAUAUAUUUUUAGGUGGGGAUUAUAGUGCUCAGAAUAGUAAGCUCUCUAUAUAGUUUGACCAUUGCAUUCCCUUUAUUUCUUUGUGUUUUUACUUAUACAGUAACGCUGUGACAUGCAUGUCUGAUUGCUCCAGAGCCUCUAUGAAACUAUAAUAUCCAAUUCUGAACUAUUACUUUGAUGGUUAUUUUUUCCGUAUGACACGUUUCUAAUACAUAGACAUAGCUUCACCUCCCUUUUGUAUGAAACAAUUAACAAUGUCCUCUUUUUAAAAUCUAAUUCAUUUUUAUGUUCCCUCAGUAAUUUAAGCGAAAGUUUCACCUCCAGCCUACAAUGCCCACCUUUUUUUCUCUUCCCCCCAAAAAUAAUGGGUUACCUUCCUCAGUAAUCAUAUAUGAAAUAAAAAAAAACUUAUAUUAACAUAUGUUGCAAAAUAAGUCUUACAGUCAUAUUGCUUUUGAAACACAUCAUUCCCCAUAGGUGUAUGGUGGUUUUGCAAUAAUAUUUUGUUUAUGAAAAAAUGUAAAAUCCAGACGGUCAUUAUUUCUUUUACAAAUCAUUGAACGCCGAUAAUAAAAGAAAUACUACUUUAAUUUGAAGUUUGUACGAUGGCACUCAAAAUCUCGUCUUUAAUUGGUUAACUCCCGACACCUAAAAUUUAUAAGACUAUGCACCUGUAUCUGAUGAAAGGCUGUUAGAGGCACAUAUGUUCCAAUUAGCAGAGACAGAAAGUAAAAAGCAAACUGCAAAUUGUUAGUGACAAUGUGUUUAUUUUAAUAUCAGGAUGGUUGCCCUGGUAAUCUUUUGACCCUCAGUGGAGUCUCUCUGGGUUUUUGCUAUGUUUAUGAAGUCAGCCCUCUACUCCAUGCUACUUGCUACACAACUGAUCUAAUUCUUAAAUAUAUGGAAAUAGCGCCUGUGCAAUUCUAAUUGACUAUUAAAUAUACCUGUGGUUUAAUUUCAGUUUUGAUAAUAUCCUGAGAAAUAUGUUUUUCUUUACAAUUACUUAUUUGUGAAGCAAUUUUCCCUUACCUUUCUGCAUGUGUGGUCAUCACCGGAAUUGUAAGCAGUUGCCACUCUGGCCAAUAAUUGACAUAUGUCAGAAUGCAGCCCUCCAAUCACAAACCGUUACAGAUGUGGCCUACAACUGCUGGUUAACUAGAAUCCUGACACUGCAUAUAAUUUGCACGAUAUCAUUGUAGGACAGUGAUGAAUAAUCUUGGUGGUCCUUAUUUUGUAAAUAGAAUACAUGGAACCCGGCUAACAGAGUCAGUUAUACUACUGAGAAAAUGAUCAAAGGGCAUGAAUUAUAAAACAUAACAGGUAAUGGGAGUAAAAAGUCCCACUUACCCAUUUGAAAAACGAGACAAAAGGCUCAGGAACCCCCAAUCCUGGAAACAUCUGGGGGAAAAACAAACUAAAUUAGAUUAGUUAGGUUGGCUAGUUUCGGAUCCCCGGGUCCUUACCCAGAGGUCUAAAAAGCAUUACGAAGUUUAGUUUGACCUUUUACUUCUGUUUGUCUUUUUUCUAUUUGUGUCAAAUAAACUAAGUUUGGCCUUCUGAGCGCAUUUGUUUGUUUUUCCUCAGUCCCUACUUUGUCACAUGACAUCUUUAGUUUCCGUUGCUAUUUCAAUAAAAUUACAUCAAAACCAAUACUAGUAUUUCAUAAAUAUUUUAUGACAUACUAAGUGACAGAGCUACUGUGAAGUAGCCAAGUUGGGUAAAUGUCUAUUCAGCUGAUUUAGUAGCUAUAUUUUCAAUUUCAGCCUUGCCUCAACUCAAUACAAAGACACUGUUGUACUCUCUGUAUUUCUUUUUUUUAACCCCUUAAGGACCAAACUUCUGGAAUAAAAGGUAAUCAUGACAUGUCACACAUGUCAUGUGUCCUUAAGGGGUUAAACUUGAACAAAAAGCUGUUUCUUAUACAGGCAGCUAAGAUCUUGUUUGUUUGUUUUUUCACCCUCAUUCUCAAAUAUUAUACUUGUUAAGAUGAUCGAUGCCAUGUCUGUUGUAUAUACAGGGUGUAUGUAAACCCUGUGAAUAGGUUAGUUCUCAGAGCUUUUUAAGCCAGUUAGCCUUUUCAUUUUAACUAUAUGCAUCAAUUAAAGGCAGAAAUCCUGUUGAAUAAACAUUGUUAAACAAAACUGCUUGCAUUGUAAUUCAGAAAAUAUGUGUAUACAGGGUGCAGUCACAGUGGUGCACUUUGCAAUCAGUGUCCCCAAAUGCAUAGAGGGGAAACCUGUUCUGAGUGUAGCAAUGUGUAUACACUUUACAUUGGUUUCAUUACUAGAUGCCUCCUAUUUUUUUUUAAAAAAAUGUUUAAUAGGAGUGUUCAUUAUGCUUAAAAAUAACAUUACAUACUACUUUUGGGGGGGGGGGCUAUUGUGUAGCUUUUAAGAUAUUUUUCAUAGUAAUCUGAAAGUAAUGGCAUGUCUAAAUAAGCCCUUUUAAAAAAAAAUUAAACUGCUUGGUUACACAAUUAAAAGCACCACAUAUACAGUAAGGGGGGGGAAAGUAUUUGAUCCCCUGCUGAUUUUGUACGUUUAGCCACUGACAAAGAAAUGAUAAGUCUAUAAUUUUAAUGAUAGGUGUAUUUUAACAGUGAGAGACAGAAUAAAAAAAUAAAUAAAAAAUCCAGAAAAACAUAUGUCAAAAAAGUUAUAAAUUGAUUUGCAUAUCAAUGAGUGAAAUAAGUAUUUGAUCCCCUAUCCAUCAGCAAGAUUUCUGGCUCCCAGGUUCAUUUUAAACAGGUAACAAGCUGAGAUUAGGAACACUCUCUCUUAAACGGAGUGCUCCUAUUCUCAGCUCGUUACCUGUAUAAAAGACAUCUGUCCACAGAAGCAACCAAUUUAUCAGAUUCCAAACUCUCCACCAUGGCCAAGACCAAAGAGCUGUCCAAGGAUGUCAGUGACAAGAUUGUAGACAUACGCAAGGCUGGAAUGGGCUACAAGACCAUCGGCAAGCAGCUUGGGGAGAAGGUGACAACAGUUGGUGCAAUUAUUCGCAAAGGGAAGAAACACAAAAUAACUCUGUCUCCUUCGGUCUGAUGCUCCAUGCAAGAUCGCACCUUGUGGAGUUUCAGUGAUCAUGAGAACUGUGAGGAAUCAGCCCAGAACUACACAAGAGGAUCUUGUUAAUGAUCUCAAGGCAGCUGGGACCAUAGUCACCAAGAAAACAAUUGGUAACACACUACACCGUUAAGGACUGAAAUUCUGCAGCGCCCGCAAGGUACUGAUGCUCAAAGCACAUGUACAGGCCCGUCUGAAGUUUGCCAAUGAACCUCUGAAUGACUCAGAGGAGAACUGGGUGAAAGUGUUGUGGUCAGAUGAGACCAAAAUCGAGUUCUUUAGCACCUACUCAACUCAGCAGUGUUUGAAGGAGGAGCAACGUGCCCAUGGCCCCAAGAACACCAUCCCCACUGUCAAACAUGGAGGUGGAAACAUUAUGCUUUGGGGUGUAUUUCUGCUAAGUGGACAGGACAACUGCACCACAUCAAAGGGACUUGGAGAGAAUCUGCAAAGAGGAGUGGGAUAAAAUCCCUCCUGAGAUGGGUGCAAACCUAGUGGCCAACUGCAAAAAAAAGGUCAGACCUCUGUGAUUGCCAACCAGGGUUUUGCCACCAAGUACUAAGUUGAAGGGGUCAAAUACUUAUUUCACUGAUUGACAUGCUAAUCAAUUUAUAACUUUUUUGACAUGCAUUUUUCUGGAUUUUUUGUUUUGUUAUUGUGUCUCUGAUAAAAUACACCUACCAUUAAAAUUAUAGACUGAUCAUUUCUUUGUCAGUGGGCAAACGUUCAAAAUCAGCAGGGGAUCAAACACUAUUUCCCCUCACUGUACACUGUAAUAAAUAAGGAAUACCAGGUUUUUAAAAAUGUGGUUUUAUGAAAAACUAGGCACUUUAAGUGAGAUGAAGCCGUUACAUGGCCCAUGUUUGAGGGAGGGGGAAAGGCGGGGGGCACGAUAGCAACAUCUGUAGCCACUACUCUAUGUUUGGCAUGGAAGAAAACAAAGGUUAGAUUAUAAAGUUUACAAUGAUGUUGUAGAAUUACUGACUAGUUUACAUUUUCAUUGUAUUAUUAUUAUUGAUUAUUCUCUUUAACUCAGCAGAAACAUUUACUGAUUUGUAUCCUGCCCUGAUUUUGAUAUUAUCUGCAGAUGCACAAUCGCAACAAAGAUUAGGUCAUCAGACCUCAACAAUAUCUCUGGAGGAUUUGUCCUUGGAGUCUGUUUUGAGAACAAAAGAUGCCUCUCUCCAGACUUUGGAGACGCCAAGGGAAAAUAUUAGGAGACCUCUCCAGCUGGUUGGAGAAGGAAGGUUUGGUCCUAUCUACAGAACCGUGCUAAGAGACCCAGAAGGAGGACGAGAAAGAAACAUAAUCAUCAAGCAGUUAAGAGGUAAGACCAAUUCUAGAGAAAACGUUUUAAGGUGUUAGCUGCUAUAUUUAUAUAGUAUUUUACCAAUUUAUUGUUAAAAUGUUUUUAAAAAAUAACUUCUUCUGAUCCUGAUCCAGGUCACUGAUCCUGAGUGCAGAAUAUUUCAAUGUCUUAUAUUGAUAUAGCUAAAUAGCUUUUUGCUUAUCACAUCUUCUUUCCCUCUCCCUUUAGAUAUCGGCUCCUUUUAUAUGCCUCAUCCCUUUCAUUAUAGUCAUAAGAAACAUAGCUUGAGUUAAUAUUUUUAAUAUAUGCUUUUCAAAAAAAAAUUCAAAAUAUAAAAAUAUAGCAUAUGUCAGAAAAUAGAACAAUAUAUAAAAAAUAUUAAAAUACCUUUUAAAGUAUCCAAUCAUUUUAAAAGUUUUUUUUUUAAAUAUGAAAUCAUUUGAAAAAGUAUCCAAAAAUAUAAAAUUGAGACCAUAGUUAUUAAAAGUCUAGGGAAAUGUGGUUACUAGGAAUGACGAUUAACCAUAACACUGCAGAUGGUGAUGGAACAUACUUACCAUUCCCAACAUUCUAAGCUAGUUGUUUUAUGUAUAUGUGUCUGCAUACAGAAUUUGUAUACUUCUGUAUAAUGUGUGUACGAUGACCUGCAUAUAUGAUGUUGUGUGCAGAGAGCUAUGGGGCUGUAAGGGUAUGGAAAGAGCGAGAUUGGUAAGAUAUGACAGGGUGGGUUAGUGUGGCUAUAUGGAGACAUGUGUCUGGGUAGUGAUAAAGGCUCAGAGAGGAGAUAAAACGUUGUCACCACUUUCUGGUUUCAAAUAAAAAGCCUUUUAGAAGAAAACUCAACUGUGCCUGGAUAUUUAUUUUCUUCCAUUUUAUAUCUUCAGGGAUUGGCCCUCCCUUUCUGGAGCACCCUGCAGGAAGCAUUUCUCCUUUUUAGUGUGUACAUUAUAUUACAAACAACUGUGGGUGGGUGAAUAUGACUGAGCUGGUUAAUAUAUGUAAUUCAGCAGUGAGGGGGGUGAAUAAAAUAAUCUAUGGGAUUGCAGACACAGUAAGCCUGCCUUCAGAGAAGAGGCAUCUGAUUGCUUGCCCACCCCUUUCUCCGCCAGCGUACCCAUGGUGUACAUGUACUAUGAUCUGUGAUGCUACGACCAGAAUUCUCUUUGUGCUCGUCUCACUUUCUUUUUUUAUGUGCUUCCCUUUAGCAACUGCUGAACCUCGUGAGGUUCGUUAUUUCCUAAAGAGGGCAGCAUUUCAGCCUUGGUUGGGCCAGCACGCACAUCUUGUUGAUAUGCUUGGAUGCUGUUCUCUACAAGAGCCAUUUUAUAUUAUACAAGAGAACUUGGAGCCAGGAUCCCUUCUGAACUUCUUAUGGGAUUGCCGCAGGGUAAGUAGUAAUAGAGGCAAACAAAACAAAGGUUUAUUUUAUUUAUUUUUUAUGGCAACGCUUAUUUAUUUGUAAACUGGGACUGUCAUAUCCAUUAAUUCACUAGACACCUAUUGUAGAUGUGAAAUUGUUUUGUGUGUCCCGUAUUUGAACCUCUUAGCAGAGUGCUGCUUAAGAAUGGCUUUACAGAUUUUAUCCUUAUGCUGUUUCCACAUUAAAUAAGAUAUCAUUUGUAUAAAUGGACUCAUCACCAGGUUUAAACAUUUAUGACAAUACUGAUUGAAAACCCUAAAAGGAAAACUUAUAAAAUUGUGACCCGUAGAAAACUGGACCAUUCACCAGACAAAUCAACGUAAAUUGUCUGAAGAUUCCAUUGUUUUCCAUGGUGAUUGUUCCAUGUUUAAAACUUUACCCCAUUUUUUUCUGUUUGCAACAUUUUAUAAAGUUCCUUUAAUGAAACUAUUAUAUGUUCUAAAUGUAAUAAUUGUAUCCUUCAGGAUGUGAUGUCAAUGGAUGGAAUUCUGUAUGAUAUUACAGAGUGUCAAGUGUACAGCAUAGCCCUUCAGAUCCUUUCAGCACUGGUACGUGUAGUCCUGACCAAGUGUUUUCCAUGUAUUCCUUUCUGUUUACUUCGAACUCCCACAUCUGUCACAAUCUCAAUUAGCAUUUGUAACAUUUGUGAUAUUUAAAAUGCUGUUGAUUUAAAUGGAUCAUAACAAAAAAAUAUAUAUAUAUACGAUUGAUUGCAUAGUUUAAAUAUCAGACGUUAGAGUAGGAUGUGAAGGAAGGUGCAAAUGUACUAAAUAAAAGAAAACUCACAAAAAUGUACGCAAGAAAUUGUGCCACAUUACAGUUCCAGAUAAAGCAGUUUCAUCCUUGAACACAGAAAUGAGAAUAGAAAAAAACCAAUUAAAAGGACAACAUAGGCACAAAAAAUCACUUCCUCCUAAUGAAGUAAUUAUUUUUGGUUAUAUUUUUCUCUAAGAGUCAUUUCGAGGACUCUAUAAUCAUUGGAUAGAUUAUGGUUCAAGAAGGUCCUCUGUCCUUGCAUCUAAUUAUUUUAGGCAUUUAUAAAGCGCCAACUUAUGCCACAGUGCUUUAACAAUAGAUUAGAGAAUUACAAAUAAAAUAAAAUAAAACUUAUCCUGGGAGGCCAUAAGCUAUUCUGAUUAGAUAAGUCUUGAGGGACUUCUUAAAUGAUUGGAGACUAGGGGAGAGUCCAAGGGGGGUAGGCAGGCUGUUCCAAAGAAAAGGAGCUGCCUGCCAGAAGUCCUCCCUUAUAAGGGAGCGAGCAGUGGACAGAAGAAGGUCACUGGCUGAGUGGAGUGACUGAGAAGGGGCGUACCUACAAAUUAGUGAAGAAAUGUAGGGGUGGCUAGAGUUGUUUAGCGCAUUAUAGGUAAAUUUUGGCAUUUCGAAUUGACUCCUUUAGUGUACUGGAAACCAGUGUAAGGAUUGACAGAGGGGUGAGGUGUGAGCAUUCAUUAUGAACUGAAGUGAGGCAAUAUGGUUUCUGGGGAGACCAAUUAGGAGAGAGUUACAGUAGUGAAUGCAUGAUAUUACUAGAGUAUGAACAAGCUCCUUGGCAACAUCUGGCAUAAGAAAGGGGUGGACACGGCAAUGUUUGUAAAGUGGAAUUAUAUAGUUGUUUGUAACAGAAGUGAUUUGAAAAUAUUGAUGCAGCAGAUCUGAUGAGAGGUCUGUACCUAGGGGCUGAACUGCGUAUCCCAUAAAUCCCCCUGGAUUUCUUUUUUUGGGAUCUUUUAUGAUAAUGCUGAGUACAUGUAACUGAGAAUAAUUCCCAUUUGAAUGUUUUCUUCUCCAGGAGUUCUUGCACCAGCGCAAUCUACUACAUGGCGACGUGGCAGCACGUAAUGUCCUCAUCCAAAGUAAUUUUACUGCAAAACUCAGUGGAUUAGGUGGAGCCUGUGAUAUGCGACUGAGAGGGACUUUUCCAUCUCGGCGCCCCGCACCACUUAAAUGGAUGGCCCCAGAGCGUCUUCUUCAUUUACCUCUAUCUGUAAAAUCUGAUAUGUGAGUUCUCUCUGUUUGUCUGUCAAUAUUAAUAUACAUUAACCAAUGUUUGAUUAGUAGAUAGCAUUUAAUAAACAUAAAAGCUCAAUUUUAUAUUGGAUUAGGUGUUUAAAAUUUUUUUAAAAAAAAAUACUCCCAACUUUUAAAGUUAUGCGAGGAAUAGGAAGGGGGCUGUGUUGGUGAUGUAAUGCGCAGUAGUGGGGGACAGGAUUUCUGGAGAAGCGUUUCAGUCUGGCUUACAAGUUAGAAUUAACAGCCGGAAAAAGGAUGUAAUGUGCUUGGAAAUAUAUGUCAAGCACACAGAACAGGCAGUGAAAGUGGAAAAAAAAGAUUUUAAAAUAUCAUAAUUACUGCAGAGCAAUUUUAAAGUAAAAAAAUUAUAUUUUAUUAAAUCUUUUCAUGUGACAACACUGAAGAAAUGACACUGCUACAAUGUAAAGUAGUAAGUGUACAGCCUGUAUAACAGUGUAAAUCUGCUGUCCCCUCAAAAUAACUCAACACACAGCCAUUAAUGUCUAAACCGUUGGCAACAAAAGUGAGUACACCCCUAAGUGGAAAUGUCCAAAUUGGGUCCAAUUAGCCAUUUUCCCUCCCCGGUGUCAUGUGACUCGUCAAGGUCUGUCAAGGUCUCAGGUGUGAAUGGGAGCAGAUGUUAUCACCAUUUAGGUGACUAGGGUAAAUUUGGUGUUAUCACCAUUUAGGUGACUAGAGCCCCGUUCCGCAGUGCAUAAAUGGUUAAUUAACCAUUUAUUUGCUUACCUUAAUCAAGCGCCAGGCUCCCUCGACGCUGGUGACCUCUCCUCCUCCAUCAACGUCAGCUCCUGAGUGAAGCCCAGGAAAUACUGAAUGCUUUCCUAUGGGGAUUCUAUUUGACGCUGGACUACGCGGGGACAUCCAGCGUCAAAUAAGUGCGAUUUACUCCGUGUAAAUCGCAGAAGCGGUCAGGGAGACAGCCACUAGAGGCUGGAUUAACCCUGCAGUGUAAAUGUUUUCAGCUGCAGGGUUAAAACUAUGGGGACCUGGCACCCACACCACUUCAUUGAGCUGAAGUGGUCUGGGUGCCUAUAGUGGAAGUAUAUUUGCUUGCAAUGCCAUAGUUUGCAUGUUCCCUAAGUUGACAUAUAACUACAGCACAUGCAAAAGUAAUGUAUUGUAUCAAUUACAGUAAAGCUCUAAUAGUUACUAAGUAUGAAUAAAAGCUUAGUGCUACAUAUGAGCACACAUUUACAUAUGUACAAACAUGCUACGCUAAGGGGCAUAUUUACUAAACUGUGAAUUAAGGCCAACUAGCAGCCUUGCAUGGCCUACAUUUUGUCAUUUUACCUCAAUUCAAUAUUUACUGAGUAAACCCUAAAUUGAAGUGAAGCCCUUCUAAUCUUUCUUUUUUUCAGAUGGUCUUUUGGAAUUUUUAUGUACGAGAUGAUAACUUUGGGUAAGAAGUACAACAGAAAGUAUAUAUGCAUUUUCAUUUAACAAUCUUUAUUCCCUCUAAAUUGUAAUUUUGCUUAACUAAAUAAAAAAUGUAAAAUAAGGUUUUAAUAAAUUUAUUUAAAGGACACUGUAGUGCCCAAAAUAGCUUUAGCUGUUUAAAAAGAGCAUUGGAUUCCAUCUAUACAUUUUAAGUUUUAGUAAAUUACAAGUUUUGGUAGGACAAUGUAUAGAUUAGGUGAAAAAUCUAUUAAAUAAUAGGCUUUUCUCACACCUGCCAAUUAAUUCCUCAGCAGACACAUGCUGAGGAAUUAACUGAUAAAAAGAGAGCAGAAGGGUGGUAGGUCCUUCUGCUCUCCACCCAUAGUUUGUGCUGCUAGUGCUGGCUAGGGAGUAAAGGAACGGAGUGACAUCAUGCCAGCUUGUCAACGUCACUAAGAAGGUUUGCCCUGCUUGGGGAAGUGGCCAUAAGCAGGGUAAAUCAGUAAAUAACAGAGAACGAGUGUGGGUGGACUGAAUAGCAGCAGGGGAGAACCCGUUUAAUGUGAUCAACGUGGGGAAGCAAAGGCCAAGAUAAGUGGCAGGGCCGGAUUAACAGGGGCUGUUGGAGCUGCAGCUCCAGGUCCAUGCCCAUGGCAUAGGCCCGGUGCCGGUAUUGCAGUAAUAGCGGCAAUACAAAUGUCAGUCUCAGUAUAAACAGAGACUAUUCUGAUAUAUCGGCGCCGGCCAGUAGGGGUUGCUGUAUGUGUGGAGAGAGGCAGGGCUAGGAAGUUACAGCAUCUCCCUCCCUGCCUCUCUCUACUCAUUGAUCCGCGCGGGAGCAGCUCUGCACAGAGAGUCCAGACAGCAGCUCCGAGCAUGCAGAGACAGCCUACAGCUCAGGUAUGUGAGGGAUGGGGGGAAAGGCUGCAAGGAGAUAUGGGGAUACCAACACUAGGGGACACUGGGAGACACUGGGAGACAUGGGGGACACUGAGACACUAGGGGACACUGAGAGACAUGGGGACAUUGAGACACUAGGGGACACUGGAGACAUAGGGACUGCGUGAGAUUAGCGUAGGGUAUGUGUUUCCUCAUAGCUUGGGAGGUAAGACUGUUUUAGUGUUUUUGGUCGAUAAGAUUUUGUUAUUAGGCCCCUCAUAAAUGUCAGCACAAGGCUGACUGUGCUCUUAAUCUGGCCCUGAUAAGUGGCUACAAGUUCCUUUAAAAAGCCAAACAUUAUAUUGUAUAAACGUUUUUAUUGGGAUUCUACGUGCAUCAUUAAUAUGACGUCAAAUACCUUUUUAGCUAAAUAUGCGUUUUUUUAUUUUUACUCUAUAUUGUGCUGGCAAAUGUGUAGAUUAAAAAGACAUGCAAUCUAAAGAUAGUUCUCUCUUUACCAAACAAAGCGUCUUGGAAAAUAUAAGACUGUGGUGUGCACAGCUACCACAAACCCACACAAUGUGCAAGGCAUCCCACACUGGUAGAAGUGGAUGCAACUGUGGCUAGCAGAAAGCAUACGUGAAGUUAUUUUGAGAUACUACUCCUGUGUUAGAGAAAAAUGUAACACUGUCGUGUUUGACAAACUCUCUAAAAACGAACAGAAACAUGUGCACUUUAAUAUUUUUUUUCUGAUACCCAACCAAACGGUACUCAUUUUCUUAACUCAUUUUUGAAAUGGUAAAAUGAAGUAAAUAUUGAUUUAUUUUAAACACCUGUGCACACUUAGCCAUUAUCAUCAGUUUAUGUUUUCUUUGAUAUCUGAAAGUCUAAAAGUCUCUUAUUAUUAUUUUUUUGUAGGUGCACCUCCUUAUCCCGAGAUUCCUCCCUCCAAUAUACUUCAGCAUUUACAAAGAGGAAACAUCUUAACGAGACCUUCUAACUGCAAUCCAUCUAUGUAAGAACUUUGUCUUAUUACCAAGUUAUCUUUGACUUUGUUAUUAUCAGCCCUUCUUCCUCUACGCUUUUCUGAUUUGCCGUUUCAAAUUCCUCUUAAAAUUUUUCAUAUAAGCUGAAAGUUGUUUAAACAUUUUUAUUUUAUUUUUUGCAGUAUCAUACACAGAUUUUUACUUUGCUUGUUUCCUUAAAUUACAAUAUUAUUUAAAGCAGCUUGUACUUUGUGCAGAGAGACACAAUGGUGGCAUGCCCACUUGGUCUGUGCCGGCACAGGGAAGAAAUGAACAGGAGAUAUAGUUACCUGAAAAUGUCACUCAUGGGUGUCUCCAUCUUCAUUGUUUGGUCCUUUUUCAUCUUCUGGCACUUCAUCUGCCAAAAGCCUGCUUCACUGUUGCACUCUUGUGGAUGCAAGAAAGUCUAGCACAGAGUUCUAUGGAAGAUCCCAUUACAUCGUGGGAUUCUCUAUAAAACAUUUACGGAUUGUGUGGUAAGAUGUCAUUUCCCACAGUUGUCAGUAACAAUGGCUGCUGGAAGUUGCCUGAAGCUGACAGUAGAAUCUCCACCUCUUGUCUGCCAUUGUCAACUUGGGCUUUGCCCAUAAAAUAAAGAAUUCAGUGAAAAUGCAAUCAAUCUGAAUAUAUCAUACAGAUUUUAUCUUAACAAAACAGUUUCAGAGCAUUUAAUAAUACCUUCCUCUCUCAUAGGUACAGUAUCAUGAAGUCCUGCUGGGCAUGGAAGGCAUCGGACCGCGUUUCACCAUCAAACCUGCGUAAACGCCUGGAGGUUGGGAAGAAAAACUCCAAUGACAAGACAGUACUGCAGGUUCCAGAGUUAGUGGUUCCUGAACUCUAUGCAGUGGUUGCUGGGACAGAGAUUCUAAAAAUGGAGACUGAUUACACUGUUCUUUAAAUUUUAGAAAAAAUAGACCUUAAGUGGAACAUUUGGGCUCACAAACUCACACUUGGACUCCACGUGGAGAGGAGUCAGUAUAUGUGACCUAAAUGUGAGACUCUGAAAACUCUUUCCUCUCGGUUUACAUUGUGAAAGGGAAUCCGACUUGCUGAUAAUUGUUCACGGUUAAACAAAGAAUAAAGAAGAAACCGGUCAAGAUAUUCCUGCAGGGAUUUCCUGAGGCAUAAUCAUUUUCGUCAAACAUGUUUACUGAAAUAUGACUCUGAAGCGUUUAGAAUAUUCCAUCCUUUGCUCCGAUUUUACAUAGACCUGAUGUCAAUUGAUGAACUCAUCCAUGCAUCAAUUGUCACAGAGUUUUUUGUCGUGUUUUUUUUUUUUUUUUUUUAAAUUUAUCUCUGUUUAGCUGUGAAAUGUUUUUGGACUUGAAGAUAUUGCAAGCCAACACGUUUGUAUUCUUCAAAGAAGUUGUGCUCCUGUGAUCUAAUUUGUUACAUAGAAUUAUAAGAUUUCUGACUACACAUCAUUGGAUGCAGGGUCCAAAGACUUGCCAUUAAACACUGCCCAUCAAAAAAAUUCUACAACCUUGUUCUCAGUCCCAUACCCUUCUUCUAAAACCCACCCAUCUCCCCUACUGAAACUCCGGAAAUUGUCUUCUAAAGACUACCGUGUCCUUCCUUCUCACAUUAUGUUCUCCACUUUAAGCCUUGCCAUCUUAUACGUUAGAAGAGCAAGACCAGGUCACAUAGCCUGUUUCAGAUGUAAAAUAAUCAAAUCCUAUUAGAUUUAUUCAUAUAUUGAGACUCUUAGUAUAGUAGAUAGGUACAGUGCUAGAUCCUCUUAUUGCAGUCUUCAGGUAGUGCUAUUUACUUGAACCAAGAAACAGUUAUUUAUCUUCCAACUUUCUGAACAAUAAAUGUUGUUCAGUUUACCUGGUGCUGAUUGUUCUAGAAACUGCAGGUUUAAGAAAGAAAUUUAAACAGUAGGUUUAAUUAUGCUAAUUUGGAUCUGAAUGUUAAAAAGAAACGUAAGUAGAAUUUUUGAUUCUUGAUGUCUCAAACAAUUUUAUCAGGUCAGCUCUUUUCUUUCUGUAUAAAAUGCCUUGCGGCAAUUACACAGCAAGCAGUUUUUCAUGAUUUGCAAGGAACAUAACUCAUAAAGCUAUUUAACUCACAGAAGUGCUUCAUAUGUGAGGAACAUGUCCUUUUUUAUUUUUUUUUUAAAAAAGUGUUAAUUUCAAUAGAAAUUGAAAAUUUUCAAAAGGAAGCUUGUUACAUCUCCCAGCUGUCAAUCAGACAGCCUGUCCUGUUACUUCCUGGUAGUUUUGCUUUUUGGAACUAAACUCAAGAGGCGGCUACUGCCCAGAGCACCUGCCUUGCAGACUGUGAAGUCUGUGAUUGGAUAGCCACAGAAAGUCUGUGCUGGGGAAGAAGGGGAAGGCUUGCGGUAGCUGCAGGUAUUGUAUCUGCAGCUAUCAGAAGCCAAGAUUUUUAUAUACCCCCAAAGAAAGCAUGCAUAACAGAUAACAUGUAUAUUUUCUGUAGGUGUAUAUCUAUUAAUUUGUCAUUGAUUUUUUUAUUACGUAUUCAUUUAACAACAUUUUUUUAGGUAAGUGACAUGUCAAAACAAUAUUGCAUAUGAUAUUCACAGCUUUUUCUAAAAAGCUUACUGUCACAGGGGCACAGUACUCCAAGCGUGUUUUCGCGACUUGGUUUUGAGGGUGAAAAGUUUAAAAAUGACUAUUAUUUACAAUAGAACUAGAAUAAUGAUUUUAAAAAGUCCCUCUUAACCCACACUUAACCUUAAUAGCAAAAAGCUGCCAAUAUAAAUAAUAACAUAAUAAUAAUAAUAACAAAAAGGCAAUGUAUUAACUAGGAAGCCUUGGUUUCCCUAAGCAAAGAAGAUUAAAACCACAAACACUAUUUUAGCACAAUCUAUACACAACUUGCAAAAUACCAUUAAAUUAAAUACAGAAUUAGCUUAUUAAAGGAACACUGUAUUGCCCGAAAUACAAAUAUGUAUUCUUGACAAUAUAGUGCUGGCCUGGCUGUUUAGGUGGCUGGCUCCACUCUGAUCGACCCUAAAAGGUGAAUUUACUCACCUUUUUUGCCAUGCCAGUCUUGCCGUGGUGUUCAUAGGCAGCAAUGUAAACACUGCCUUUUCUCUGAAAAUGCAGCAUUUAUACAGUGCUCAGCCUACAGGGACUGGCUAUAGACACCAGAACAUUAAGCUGUAGUAGUUCUAGUGACUAUAACGUCCCUUUAAUAUUUUAAUAACAAGACAAAAUAAUGUUAUACAGUAAAUAAAUGUUAUACAGUGCCAAAAUGACACAAAGCAAAUAGGACAUACGAAACAAACAAACAAACAAAAAUACAAAAAUCAGUUCUGGAAAUAAAAUUGUGUUUAAACAAAACACAGAGCCUUCACUAGAGCAAAUAUCCCCGCAAAUUUACAGCAGCCCAAAUAAAAUCCAAGAUAAGUUUUGUUUCAGGUGGGCUAGCAUUCAUUUAUAUGUGAGUCUUCCUCUCUGUUUCCAGAAAACCCAGCCAGCCUGAAUGACAAGUUUAUGAUAAUUGCUAAUGUGCACACAACUCUUUGAACCUUAUAUAUUCAUGGUAGAAUCCUGGCUCCUGGCAAAGCAGAGGGAUUGUCUUUGUGGAGAUUUCAAUGAAUGUGAUCAAAAGGUUUAAUUUCUGCAAGAGACAACCUGAUUAUUUCUGCAAGAGAUAAGCAGGUUAAUCCCUAAUGCUGGCACAGAAUCAUGCCCAUUGUCCAUGACAGUCACGACUGAAUUACUUCCGGUUUUAGGUGAAGGAAAUUUGACGUUCUAAUAGUAGAGUACUCGUCUACUAAUAUACCCUGUUUGCAUUUUCACAGGGCAUGGUGAGUAGAUGAGUAGACUGAUAAAAUGCACCUUCUUAUAUAGUUAUAAAUGUUUUAUAUUUAAUAAAAAAAUAUUUUAUUUUAAGUUUUUUUUUUAUACUUUCUGUUUCUUUAUACUGUCAC